Fraxinus pennsylvanica is the source of this 636-nucleotide messenger RNA. The record is from the annotation of a GenBank genome assembly. Lineage: Eukaryota; Viridiplantae; Streptophyta; Magnoliopsida; Lamiales; Oleaceae.
AUGGCUGAGUUGACUUUGGAUGGCCUUAAAGAUCACAGUAUUUAUCACUGUUUAUCUUUCCAGAGUUGCCCCAGUCUUAAUAAUGGUGGGUUCUGCUGCAAUGGUGGAAUCAUUGGGAUAACUCAACCUAGACGUGUUGCUGCUGUAACUGUUGCAAAACGGGAAGCAUUACUGGAUCCUUACCUCUCCAAGUAUUCUGUUAUUAACGUUGAUGAGGCUCUUGAGAGAACCGUCCACACAGAUGCAUUGCUCAACAAAAGACGAGUUGCCAGUGUUGGGGAGCAGUGGCGAGGCGAGAAAUCGUCUCCACUGAAGAUUAUUAUUAUGUCUGCCAGUCUGGACGCACGGGUUUUUUCUGAGUAUUUUGGUGGUGCAGGAGCUGUGCAUGGUCAACAGUAUCCUGUUGAUAUACUCUAUACUAGUCAACCUGAGACUGAUUAUGUAGAUGCAACUUUGAUCACCAUAUUUCAGGUAAUAUUAGUCACCAAUAUUGCUGAGACAUCCGUGACAAUACCAGGAAUCAAGUAUAUCAUUGAACCUGGAAUGGUGAAAGUACGCACAUAUGAGGCAUCAACAGGGAUUGAACCAUUAAUCAUUUUCAAAACUUCAAAAGCACAAGCACUUCAGGGGAGGUAG